ACGAUCCACCCACCUUGACCUCCCAGAGUGCUAGGAUUACAGGCAUGAGCCACCGCACCUGGCCUGGGAGCGUUUAUUGAGAAUAAAAAGAGUGGGGCUUUGGGCCAUGGCUGAGGCUCCCCUUGUGACUUUGGGGGUCGCUUUGAGUAUGGAAGGCCCCCGCGUGUGGUGGCCUUUGCUCUCUGAAGCUCUUGGCGGGGGCGCGUUCUCAGGCAGAAUCCUCGGGGCACGGGGGGGGGGGGGCUCACAACAGGAGCGCGAACGAACGGGGCCACUUCUCGUUCCAAACGUCCGGCGGCGCGAGGGGGUUGGGGGCCCAGGCUCGAGCCUGGAGACCAGCCGGUGGCCGGGCGGACAGCGGAGGGUCCCUGUCCCGGACCCCGCCGGGGAGGUGGGGGCGCUGAUUCCCCAAGACGGGAGUCGGAAGUUGGCCAGGCUCUGUCCUGUGACUGUCGCUUGGGCGCGGCUGAGCCCAGGGGCCUCGCAGGGCCCCCGAAAGGCCCCCAGGCGUUGUAUGGAGUGAGCGGAGCAUGGUCGCCUGUCCCCCCGGGAGCCCGGACCGCUCCUGACUGGUCGCACGAUGGCGCCCGCGAUGGGGCCUACGGUCUCCCUCCGGGAGCUGGCCGACCUCGCCAUCGGCACCCCGGAGGUGGGUGCUGUCAACUUCACAGCCCUGCACACGCUCAUCGUGGCCAUGCUCAAGAACCUCAACCUCCAGGAGACACGGAUCAACUUCGACUCCGUGUCGCCGGAGCCGAGCCGCUCGCAGGAGUCCGCGCGGGUCUCUAUCAGCACCCACCAGCUGCGCAGGCAGUCCUCAGCGACCGCGACGACCGCGGCGACCGUGGCUGCGCUCCGGGAGAAGCGGCGCAGCAUAAGCAGGCCCGCCCCACAGGCGCUGGAGAGCCAGGUGAAGGACCUGAGCAGCCAGGUGCAGGACCUGGGCAAGCAGCUGAGGACCAUCGGCAGCCAGGUGCAGAGCAUCAUCGCCCACGUGCAGCACAUGUCCCAGGCCGGGGGGCUGGACUUGGAGUGGCUGCAGGAGAAGCUCGCGGCCUUGCCAUUGCAGGAGAUGUCAUGGCAGGAGAGGCCAUCGCAGGAGAGGGCGCAAGUUGGCCUGACGAAAACCACGGAGGACACCGCCAUGGCGGAGAUCAGCCCCGCCAAGGCCAUAGGGCUGCUUCGGAAGGUCACAGAAGACAUGAAAGCCCUGAAGGAAGCACAGCAAAAGGUGUUCCCUGAGGAGCUCCUCCAGAAGGUCGAUGAACUAGAGAAGCUAAUCAGAGAACGGGAUGAAUUCCUGGAAGCAGUGGGCCGGAGGCUGUCUUUGGUUCCUGGUGAAGAAGUCACCAUGGUCACCUGGGAAGAGCUGGAGCAAGCGAUCGCUGACGGCUGGAGAGCCUCACAAAUGGGCUCAGAAACAGUAACAGGAGUUUCUAAGCGCAGAAGGCCGUCUACUUCCCUGACAUCAAGUGAUCGGAUUCCAAGUGGAGUGUCUACCAAGCAUCCAAGUAUUGACCAGGCUCUGGAUUAUUCUGGUGGUUUGGUCCCAGAUCAGACCUUAUCAGGAUCUGGUGGCUCAGGAUACCACACUGACGGGGCUACUAGCAGGGAACGAGGCAGGGGCUCCUCUGCUUCCAGUAGAGAGCAGUACCCCAGGGCCCGUGAUGAAGCUGGCAUGUCGAGACACCAUCAGCCUUCUGUAUCCCAGUUCAGAGGGGACUCAGAUCCUCGCAAGAGUAGAGAUAAGUCCUCCUUAACACAUCCAAGAAGAGAUGAACGAGAUGCACACCCUGGCCCAGUUCAACAGGAUUUACCUUCGACCAGAGAUCAGCAUCAAUAUGUGCACCCAGAUCAGCAUGGUGGGGUUCCCAUUAGCCAGGGUCAAGUCUAUCUAAGGCCAGAUCAUCCUGGAUUAGGAAUAACUGGCAUGGAUCAGCUGGGAUUGCUAUAUCCUGGCACUUCUGCACAUGGUGUGGUACCCCUCAGCAUGGGUCAGCUUGGUGCAAUACCACCGGCAAUGGAUGAUCAGGGAUUUGUACCACUUGUCACAGAUCAGCAUGGUGUGGUGCCACCAUUGGUACCUGGCAGAGAUCAGCAUGAAUUGCAAUUACCUGGUAUAGGCCAGCCUGUUAUAGUUCCACGCAGCACUUAUCAGCAUGGUAUGAUACCUCCUGGCACAGACCAACGUGGUAUGGAACAGCCUGGCAUAUAUGCGGGUGGUGUGGAACCACUUGGCCUGGAUCAGCAGGGAUUGAUACCACUUGGCAUGGAUCAGCAUGGGUUUGUAAUAUUAGGCCCAGGUCAGCAUGGAUUGGUGCCCCCUGGCAUGAAUCAGCAAGGAUUGGUACUGCCUGGCAUAGAUCAACGUGGAUUGGUUCUACCUCUUACAGAUCAGCGUGGUUUGGUAUCACCUAGUUUGAUGCAAGUUAGUGUAGAUCAGCAAGGUUUUGUACAGCCCAGUUUGGAAGCAACUGGCUUCAUACAGCCUGGCACAGAGCAGCAUGAUUUUACCCAGCUUGGCGGAGAUCAGUAUGGUUUGGUGGAGCCUGGUGCAUAUCAGCCUGGAUUGGUCCAACCUGGUAUGGGUCAGCAUGGUUUGGUGCAGCCUGGAAUGGAUCAGUCUGGUUUGGUACAACCUGGCACAGGUCAGCGUGGUUUGGUCCAACCUAGCCCAGAUCAGCGAGGUUUGGUGCAGCCUGGCACAGGUCAGCCUGGUUUGGUACCUCCUGGUGCAGGUCAGCCUGGCUCAGUCCAACCUGGUGUGUAUCAACCUAGUUUGGCACAACCUGGUACAGAUCAGCAUGGUUUUGUCCAACCUGGAAAGGAUCAGCGUGCUUUGGCACAACCUGGUACAGAUCAGCAUGGUUUUGUCCAACCUGGAAAGGAUCAGCGUGCUUUGGCACAACCUAGUGCAGCCCAGCGUGGUUUGGUCCAGCCUGGUGCAGGUCAACAUGGCUUGGUACCUCCCGGCGCAGGUCAGCCUGGCUCAGUCCAACCUGGUGUGUAUCAGCCUAGUUUGGCACAACCUGGUACAGAUCAGCAUGGUUUUGUCCAACCUGGAAAGGAUCAGCGUGCUUUGGCACAACCUAGUGCAGCCCAGCGUGGUUUGGUCCAGCCUGGUGCAGGUCAACCUGGCUUGGUACCUCCCGGUGCAGGUCAGCCUGGCUUGGUCCAACCUGGUGCAUAUCAACCUAGUUUGGCACAACCUGGUACAGAUCAGCACAGUUUGGUCCAGCCUGGUGCAUAUCAGUUUGAAGUGGUGCAACCUGGUAUAGAUCAACAUGGUUUGAUCCAACCUGGAAUGGAUCAGCGUGGUUUGGAACAACCUGGUGCAGUUCAGCCUGAUUUGGUGCAACCUGGUGCAGAUCAGCCUGGUUUGCUCCAACCUGGAGUGGAUCAGUCUGGUUUGGCACAACCUGGUGCAGACCAGCGAGGUUUGGUCCAGCCUAGAAUGGAUCAGCGUGCCUUGGCACAGCUUGGUGCAGAUCAGCAUGGUUUGGUCCAAGCUGGCAUGGAUCAGCGUGGUUUGGCCCAACUUGGUGUGGAUCAGCAUGGUCUGGUCCAAGCUGGAGUGGAUCUGCGUGGUUUGGUGCAACCUGGUGCAUAUCAGCAUGGUUUGGUCCAAGCUGGAGUGGGUCAGCGUGGUUUGGUGCAACCUGGUGCAUAUCAGCAUGGUUUGGUCCAACCUGGAGUGGGUCAGCGUGGUCUGGUGCAACCUGGUGCAUAUCAGCGUGGUUUGGUCCAACCUGGAAUGGAUCAGCGUGCUUUGGUCCAACCUGGAAUGGAUCAGAGUGGUUUGGCCCAACCUGGAGUGGAUCAGCAUGGUUUGGCCCAACCUGGCGUGGAUCAGCAUGGUUUGGCCCAACCUGGCGUGGAUCAGCAUGGUUUGGUCCAACCUGGAGUGGAUCUGCGUGGUUUGGUGCAACCUAGUGCAUAUCAGCAUGGUUUGGUCCAACCUGGAAUGGGUCAGCAUGGUUUGGUCCAACCUGGAAUGGAUCAGCAGGGUUUGGUGCAACCUGGUAUCUAUAUGCCUGGCUUGGUUCAACCUGGUGCAUAUCCUCCUAGUUUGGUACAACCUGGUGCAGAUCAGCAUGGUUUAGUGCAACCUGGUGCAGAUUCACGUGGUUUGUUUCAACCUGGUGUCUAUCCUCGUGGUUUGUUUCAACCUGGUGUCUAUCCUCGUGGUUUGGUUCAACCUGGUGCAUAUCCACGUGGUUUGGUGCAGCCUGGAAUGGACCAGCGUGGUUUGAGACAACCUGGUGCAGAUCAGCAAGGCUUGAUAGCACCAGGCACAGAGCUUCGUGGCUUUCCAACAUUCCAUGCAGAUGCUCAGAGUUCUUGGUCACCACACCCAUAUCAGCAUGGUGUGGUACCUCCUGGCAGAGAACAACAUGACCAGGUGUCACCACUACUAGCCAGUGAAGGUUUGGCAUCACCAGGUACAGACCAAAGGGGUUUGGUACCACCAGAAACUUACCAGCAAGAUUUGUUGCAUCCUGGCAUGGAGCAGCAUGGCCCCACACCAUUAAGCACAGGUUUGGAAUCUGUACACCCAGAUCAACAACAUUUGGUAUCACCUGGCCCAGGUCAGCCUGGCCAGGUAGACACAGGUGCAGAUCAGCGUGGCCACGUACGUUUGUAUCCAAUGGAUGCCUCACGCCAACUUGGAGUUUCUGCCCAGACUAUCCCAGGCCAAGAUACCACCUUUUUCAGGCGUCCAGACUCCCUCAACCAACUCUCAUCAGAAAGGAGUGAGACCCAGACUGAGGUCCAGAGUGACCGACAUGAUUCCGUAGCUCCCAGUUUCCCCAUAGCGAUGGAAACAUUUCGUCUGAUGGGAGAGCUCAUCGGCCUCUAUGUGGAGCUGAAGGAGAAUAUGAAGAAUCUGAAUGAGGAGGAAGCUGGCCAGACUGAUCUGGAGAAGAUACAGUACCUGCUGGCACUCAUGGUCAAGAAGACCAUACCGACUGACCUGCAAGAACAGCUGAAGACAUUAAAGACUUUGACCAAAGAAGUUCGGCAGGAAAAAGCAAAACUGGACAGGUUGCAAAGGAUCGUGGAGGGCGAAGGGGAGCAAGAAGCGGGGAAGGAGUCGAAAACUGGCCAGCUGAGCUUGCAGCUGGGUGUCCUCAGAGUCUCCGUGGCUGACAUUGAGAAGGAGCUGUCUGAACUGAGGGAGAGCCAGGAGCGGGGCAAGACCGCCGUGGAAAAUUCGGUCUCCGAAGCCUCCCUUUAUCUGCAGGAGCAGUUGGACAAGCUCAGGACGAUCAUCGAGACCAUGCUGGCCUCCUCUUCCACGCUGCUGUCCAUGAGCAUGACCCCGCACAAGGCCCUGAUGAACUUGGCUCCUGGCCAGAUCAACCCUGAAGCCACCUGUCCAGCCUGCAGCCUUGACGUGGGCCACCAGGUCAGCAUGCUGGUGCAGCGCUAUGAGCACCUCCAGGACAUGGUCAACAACUUGGCUGCCUCCCGGCCCUCCAAGAAAGCCAAGCUCCAGAGCCAGGACGAGGAGCUGCUGGGCCACGUGCAGAGCGCCAUCCUGCAGGUGCAGGGCGACUGCGAGAAGCUCAACAUCACGACCAGCAACCUCAUCGAGGACCAUCGGCAGAAGCAGAAGGACAUUGACGUGCUGUACCAGGGUCUGGAGAAGCUCGAAAAGGAAAAGGCCAACAGGGAGCACCUGGAGAUGGAGAUGGAUGUGAAAGCUGACAAGAGUGCCCUGGCCGCCAAAGUGAGCCGUGUCCAGUUUGAUGCCACCACGGAGCAGCUGAACCACAUGAUGCAGGAGCUGGUGGCCAAGAUGAGUGGCCAGGAGCAGGACUGGCAGAAGAUGCUGGACAAGCUCCUUGUGGAGAUGGACGGCAAGCUGGACCGCUUGGAGCUGGACCCACUGAAGCUGAUGCUGGAGGACCGGUGGAAGUCGCUGCGACAGCAGCUCAAAGAGCGCUCUCUGCUCUACCAGGCUGAUGAGGCAGCCGCCAUGCGGAGGCAGCUCCUGGCACAUUUCCACUGCCUCUCGUGCGACCGCCCCUUGGAGACACCUCUGACUGGACAAGUCAUGCCCCAGACACCUGUGGGUCCGAGCCUGCCAGGACACCGAUCCAUGCGCCCCUACACGGUGUUUGAGCUGGAGCAGGUCCGGCAGCAGAGCCGCAACCUCAAGCUGGGCGGUGCCUUCCCUCGGGGCGACCAUGUGCAGAUGGAGCGGAGCGUGGGGCGCCUGCGCUCCAUGCACUCCAAGAUGCUGAUGGACAUCGAGAAGGUGCAGAUCCACUUUGGGGGCUCAGUCAAGGCCAGCAGCCAGAUGAUCCGUGAGCUGCUGCAGGCCCAGUGCUUCAGCUCCCCCUGCUACAAACGGGUGCCGGAUAUGGCCGACUACACCUACUCGACAGUGCCCCGGCGCUGCGGGGGCAGCCACACCCUCACCUACCCGUACCGCCGCAGCCGCCUGCAGCACCUGUCCCAGGGCCUGUGUCCCACCGAGGAGAUCCAGAUUGCCAUGAAGCACAACGAGGUGGAUAUCUUGGGCCUGGACGGACAUAUUUACAAGGGACGGAUAGAUAUGAGGCCGCCAGGCAUCCUGACCAAAGACACCGCAGGGAUCUCAAAGCACAAGUCCAAGCAGUCCCGGCCCCACAAGCAGCAGUCCCUCAGCGACAGCAGCCAGCUGCCGUCUCGGUCUCAGAGUGCUCAGAUGUUGGCCGGCAACAACUCAGUGUCUACACGUCACAGGAAAGACAGACCCAUCUCCUCUGAGGGCCGUCUCACCCAGCCCAAUAUAGUCCACCCGCCCAGCCCCACGGAGACCGCGGACCUGCAGGGCAACCCCCUGGGGCUGGAGAUGCACAUAGACAUGCCUCCAGGGGAGGGGGUCGAGGAGCCCACCCGGGGGCCGCGGUCCACCACUGUUCACCGACCAGAGCUAUAAAUAAACGUUCAGGAAAAAGUUCAGGUCGGGCGAGGCUUCUCUGGCAGUGCUGGCUCAGGAAGAGGGAGUGAGAGGGAGGUGCCCGCUGCUGGCCCGGCAGCCAGCCCCCCCGACACGCCUCCAGACACCCCCAGGUCCACUUGGCGGACCUCUUAGAGAGAGGGUCUGGUCUGUAGCCUCAGGAUUAAACCUACAGCCUCUGUUCUCUGAGGUGCUGGGGCUUCAGGAGGGCUGGGCAUUGCACCCUGGGCAGGGAGGGUGACACAAGCCAGACCCCAGAAUCCGGGCCUGGCCCUGGGGACUGGCUGAUCCUGCUCUUACCCAGCAGCUCUCUCUUGAUCUUGGCUAGACCUGGGGUGCUGCUGCCUGCUCUGGCUCCUGCCCUGCCUUCUGGCCUGGGGGGCUGGUCUGAAGGGCACCCUGCUUGCUGAGGCCCUCUGGGCAGGCUGGGGCCUGUGCUGUGGGUGUCAUGCUGCACCUUGGAGGUGAGGGGGGCAGCUGCCUGCUGCUCUCCCUGCUGCUGGCUCCUGGCACAGGGUCCCAGAGAAGCAGUGUCACCAGCCAGAAGAAAAUCCCUGGAGCCAGCUGGUAAGGUCUCUGUUUGACACCCUCUACUGCUCAGCCUUGAAUGGGCUCGGGCCAGGAGUUGCCAUGGCUAAUGCCCACUUUCCCCAUUCCCUUCCUCCCCAGGGAGACAGAGCACAAAAGAGUGUCUUGCCAAGGGGGAUCGAGAGGUGGGACCAGCACUGGCCCAGGGGCCUGUGACCUCGUCCUUGACCUGUUCGGUGGCUCAGUGUGUUUAUCUCUACACUAGCCCCCAAACCUGCAAGGAAAGACUCCCUGCUCCCCACCCCACGCCACCAACCCAGUCUUUGUGCUAAAGGUCUUGGUGGGUGGGAGGGGACAGAGAAGCAUGGGUGGGCCCAAGCUCAGGCUGGUACAGCAACAACAAGGGACAAGCCCCACCACAGCUGCAGCCAGGACUGAGGAAUCUCCUGACCUCCUGAGCUUGGACUUCAGCCAGAUCCUAGAAGCCCCGGUGAGAUGGGAGCGCAGCCCCCUACCAGGCCUGUAGAGCCCUGGAGUCAAAGCAGUUCUCUGCCUCAGGGGUUCCCACCCAGAGAAGGAAGUACCAGAUCAAAGAUGGGACUCCCCCCACCUCCAGUUCCCAUCUCCCCCCCUCAAGGGAAAGGGAUGUCAAGGGCAAGAGGCCCACUUUCGGGUGUAAAGAGGAAAGAGUGGCAGGAAACAGCCCAGAAACGGGUUUCUCACCCAACAUGCGUGGGCAAAGGAGGGCGGGCCUGGCUGGGGGUGCCGUGGGGGCGGCGAGGGGUCCCUCCUGACCUGCGGAGAGCCAGUGACUCUUUAGGUGACAACGUAAUGCUUGUGGCUGGACGGGGAGGAGCCGCUUGGACAGUGGAGUCCUGGGUGGGCUCCCGGGGCCUGCGCCCCCUGUGCCCCUCUCUUGUGCAGGAGGCAGAGCCAGGGCCGGCUCCUCCUCCACCCCAGCGGGCUCCGGUUUCUCUCACUCAGGCCCCACCCCGGCUGCAAAAUGUCAGAAGGUCGGCUCAGUUUCCCUGGUCUAGAAGCCAAAUUCACCACCAGCUUGGCAGGGAGGAGCAGCCUAGCCCUCCUCGCCCACAGAAGGGCCAGGAGUGACAUUCCCAGAGCCAGCCAGGCCAACCCCCACCAUACCGCACCUGGGCACGGCCAGCGGGCUCUCUUGCCAGGCUGGGCCCCACACCCAGGCAGACCCUAACCCAGGCCCCAGCAGCCUCUGGGGAUGUCAGAGCAUGACCACCCACGUGCUGAGGGGCUGCCCCGUGCAGCCUGGGAAAGCACAGGUGGGCAGGGGACACGGUGAGGGUGGGAGGGGUUUCAGGGGUUUCCAACCAGGAAACAAAACCGAAAGGACAAACCCAGCUUCCAAGCACAUGGGUAUGUCACAUGCAGAGGAGGCAGAGCAGCUGGGUCCCCGUCCUGCUCCGCUGAAGGAGGGGCUGCCCCACCACCGAGAGUGAGAAGAUACCAGAAGGCCCAGAAGCAGGAUGGGGUGGCUGCCAGGCUGGGCCUGCUUAAGUUUCACUUCACUUUGGGCCUGAACCUCCAACCCCCAGUCCAGGUCUGUGUUCCAGCAGCACUUGGUCCCUCUCAGACCGCGCAGAGAACGGGCGGCAGGACAGCAGGGCAGGAGAGGGUGCCCCCACCACCCGCAGCGCCCUGGCUGCCCAGAGCGUGUUGUGCAGGCCAGAGUUCAGGGAGGGAUCAACAUGUGGCCUGUCACCCACUUUCACAGCCAGGUGGCCAGGCUCCCCCCACCCACCUGAGCACCUGCACUAGAGGACAAUCUGAGAAAGGUGUGCUGGUCAGGAAUUGCCAACACUGCCCCACUCUAAUGCCUAGAGGGCUGUGGGGAGGGGGAAGUGCAAGCAAGUCCCUUUGGGGACCCACCUCGUCUCAUGGCUCCGACAGCUUUGGUUGACCUUUGGGACACGGCCGCACAACAGGCCCACAGAGACACACGGCACUGGUGGGAGCCGAGGGCAGGAGCGGACGUGAGCCAGCUGGAAGGGGCCUGUGGGGCCAGGCAGUGGGGCAGGCGGCACCAGGCCACCAGGUGAAAAGAGCGGCUCUCCCCACCACAGAUGGGCCCCCCAGGCAGGGGCUAUACAGCAAGGGGCCCAGAAGAGGGUUACAGCAACCAAGUCAGGACUCGCCCCUGCCCUCCCCACCCCAAUCUGGAUCCUGCCUGUGCCUCAGAGUCCCUGGUGUGAAUGCCCCACAUCACAAACCACCCAGACCAGCCAAAUGGCAAUGGCAAUGGCACCCCACCCAACCAUAGCAUGGCCAAGAGCCCCACUGUCCCUCUUCCCAAGGAGAUGGGUUUUCCUACCAAGGCAAAUAAAAGCACCACAAACCAGG
Lemur catta (Ring-tailed lemur) is the source of this 9853-nucleotide messenger RNA. It is a transcript of the gene QRICH2, whose product is annotated as glutamine rich 2. The transcript has 20 exons. Lineage: Eukaryota; Metazoa; Chordata; Mammalia; Primates; Lemuridae. The record is from RefSeq and is a predicted model, not a curated record. The coding region runs from base 581 to 6931 and encodes 2116 amino acids.